AUGGCCCCCAAGAAGCGCAAGAUGCAUGAGCAAGCAGCGACAUCCGAGCCAAAGAAGCGCGUCACACGCGCGUCAACAAGACUAAAUGCAGCGACGUCUCGAAGCCAGGGCGGCACACGUGCAGCUGCACAGACAGCUGCAACUACAUCGCGCAUCGAUGAGGUAACAAGUAAUCUUUCUGAAGAUGCGAGAUCAGAAGCAGGCGCGCAGCCACUGGAACACAGCGAUGCAACACCCCAAAAUUACACAACCGUCACCAUAACGCACGACCUCGUCAAGAAACCGAUAGAGUGCCACCAAUACACUCCCAUAUCAUCGCCAUCCACCCCAUCACCAACCCUAAUUUUCACUCAUGGCGCAGGCGGCACACUGUCAGCCGACGCAGUAGUAAACUUCUGCACCGGAUACUCCUCAUCUCUCCCCGUUCUCGCUUUCCAAGGCUCGAUGAAUCUCAAAGCGCGGACGAAAGGCUUUCACGCAUGCAUCGAUGAGCUGAACUCCAGUCAGUCGAUCGCACAAAAGGGAGCAAAAGAGGACACAGCUGGAUCGAAAACAUUGUUACUAGGCGGACGAAGCAUGGGUGCGCGCGCCGCUGUCAUCGCUGCUACCGAACAUCUAGCUGAGCUAAAUGACGAAGAAAGAGAAGGGCUGAGCAUACAGCUCAUACUCGUUUCUUACCCACUCCUCGGUCCUAAAGACGAACUCCGCGAUCAGAUUCUCCUUGACUUACCCAAGAGCGUCCGCAUACUCUUUAUUAGCGGCGACGAAGACGCUAUGUGUCCCAUCGAUACGCUGAACGAAACGAGGGAUAAGCUGACGGCGAAAUCGCAGCUCGUUGUUGUUACUGAUGCGAAUCAUGGCAUGAACGUCGUACCGGCUAGCAGGACGCAAAGAGUAGGAGAAGAGACUGGAAGAUUGGCAGCGCGAUGGGUGCAAGAAGAACCUAUGGACGAUGACACAUACAUCGAUGAGCUGGAGGGCGAAGAAGAAUGGAAAUAA
Messenger RNA from Alternaria hordeiaustralica, 999 nucleotides. RefSeq lists its product as uncharacterized. The record is from RefSeq and is a predicted model, not a curated record. The coding region runs from base 1 to 999 and encodes 332 amino acids. NCBI's taxonomy places the organism in Eukaryota, Fungi, Ascomycota, Dothideomycetes, Pleosporales, Pleosporaceae. The transcript has a single exon.